Molecule: messenger RNA, 399 nt
Organism: Halteromyces radiatus
Lineage: Eukaryota; Fungi; Mucoromycota; Mucoromycetes; Mucorales; Cunninghamellaceae
Product: ParB/Sulfiredoxin
Exons: 3
Coding region: 11-355 (114 amino acids)
Biological process (GO): cellular response to oxidative stress
Cellular component (GO): cytoplasm
Molecular function (GO): sulfiredoxin activity
Source: RefSeq, a predicted model, not a curated record
UAUACAUAUCAUGACUGAACCUGUAGACAAUUUCUCCAUUCACGGCAAUUCCAUAAAAGAGGUAUAUGAUAUCCCUAUGUCUGCCAUCAAUCGGCCUUUACCUUCUUCAUUAGAACGAGCCAAAGUUGAAGAAAUGAAACAAAAACUAAAUGAUCCUGAUCAUCAAUUGGAUUUGACUCCUAUUGACGUUCAUCAUGUUCAUUAUAAAGGUCAAGAUUACUAUUUCGCUUUUGGUGGAUGCCAUCGAUGGGCAGCACACAAGGAACUUGGUAGAUCAACCAUCCGUGGUAAAUUGAUACAAACCCCUCCAGCAGUCAUCAAUACUUAUUUAGGUGCUUCUUCCCCUUUCAAAUAAUACCCAUCUAUCAUUUGUUAUAUUAUCAUCUUCUUCUUCAAUAA